Molecule: messenger RNA, 3230 nt
Organism: Hyaloscypha bicolor E
Lineage: Eukaryota; Fungi; Ascomycota; Leotiomycetes; Helotiales; Hyaloscyphaceae
Exons: 3
Coding region: 278-3151 (957 amino acids)
Biological process (GO): regulation of DNA-templated transcription; DNA-templated transcription
Molecular function (GO): zinc ion binding; DNA binding; DNA-binding transcription factor activity, RNA polymerase II-specific
Source: RefSeq, a predicted model, not a curated record
GUCAAUCUGACAUACCUUCUCCACCCGCCCCAUCAUGGGAGAUGCGGGGUACGGGGUACCGGCGUUUUUGCUCCCUGCACUUCACAGCUUCGCCGCCCAACUCGAUUAAACGUUGCUUCAUCUCCCUCCACGUUUGACUUGCCUAGUUGUAUCCCACCGGAGACUGCCGUACCCUGCCGUUCCUAUCUAUGGUACUGGGUUUUCUCGAUAUUAAUGGUCCGAUACCUCUACCGUAAGUCGCACCAGUCGUCCCGGCAUCCUCGACCAAGGCCCUCACAUGUCCGCACAAAUGGGCUCGCGUGGAUUCACCUACGUUGCAGAUGUUGCAGAUACCGCGGGCGCUGCUGUCAGCCAAAUUUGGGCUGUCAACACUGCUACUGCUACUGGCUGGGAGCCACAGAACACCGAGGUGGACCAGAUGAACCGGAGGGAUUUUAUGACGCAGAUCGAAGUCCGAGACCGUCAUCAAGAUUCAGGUGAAGAUGGGUCGGCACAUUCCUCAUUACCAGAAGAAUAUCAGGACAUCUGUGGCACCGCUUGGCCUGCAACACUACCCGGCGACAGAGACCUCGAUGUGCGCCAGGACCCCAAGCCUGCAAAGAGGGGUGUACAUCGAAUGCGCACAAAGAGAAUCAGUCGAGCGUGCGACCAGUGUAAUGCUUCCAGGAUGAAAUGCGAUGGACAACAGCCAUGUGCCAGAUGUAUUGAUUUCGAAAUGGACUGCGCUUAUAUGCGUCCUCGGAAAAAGAGAGCGAGAGUUUCAAUGAAAUCCGCAGCUAUCACCAUAACCCGGCAGCAUAAACGUCCCGCCACCGUUGCGAUCAUGGAUGAGGCUGCUUCAUCAGCCCACUUUCAAGAGCUUUCACCGAAUCCAGGCCCUCGUGGUGACCGUGCAGAUGAUGAUGGCUCUUCCAUUUCUGAUGACCCCAGUAUGGUCCCGCCUCAGCAUCUGCAGAAUUCUUCGAAUUUUGAGUAUUACCAAGAUGAGCGAGAUCGGCUCGAUUCUUUUAUAGAAUCGAUGGGAAAUAUGCCUUCAAAUACCGUGGAUCUGUCGCAAGGUUUUGCACUGCAAGGGCACAACGCACACAAUAGUCUGGAUAAUAGACCUCCAGGUCUUGCUCCUAGUUCAAAUGACAUCCAAAGCAGCAUCACAAUUCAGAGUGAGGCGCUGCCAGCAACAAUGGAGCUAGGUAUUAGCGGUUUACCCGGAUUGUAUUCUCCAAUAAGUGACGAUGCAUUGGAUCCGAACCUCCAGGGACCGAAUCCUAGGUUGCAGACGCAAUGCUCUAUGGGAGCUCAGCCAGAGCUGAAAUAUCCUGUUCUACUACCAUUAGUGCCUUAUAUGACGCACCCGCUCACAGUCCCAUUAGCAUGCAAUCUUCUCGAAGGCUACUUUUCAACUAUCCCUGGAGGUUAUGUUCCAUCUUCGCCUUUUUUGCUCGGACAUAUGCUACGACGCCAUUCAUUUUUGCGAUCCGACACACCUCGGAAGUGUAGCCCUGCUCUACUCUCAAGCAUGCUUUGGGUGACUGCAGAAACGACGGAGGAACCAUUUUCUUCAUUGUCGCCUACAACACGGUCAAGAGUUUGUCAGACGCUUCUGGAGCUUACUUUGACAUUUCUACAACCUGCUGUCCAGGUACAAAAUGCUGGGGAGGCUCGCAAUGGGCUGCCAUUAACGGAGCACAGCUAUCUCCGUUGGCAUGCUGACGGUGGAGCCUCAAACGCUACAGGAUCCUUUGACGAUGUUAUUACAUUUGUGCAUCUUGCUACUGUGGUUUCAGCAGGCAGGUACAAAUCAGCCAGUUUUCGAUGGUGGCAUUCAGCUCUGCAACUCGCCAAAGAACUGAGGCUCAAUCACGAAGCAUCAACGUCCUCGGUCCAAUUCAAGGACAUUCCUACGCAGAACGAUCAGUGGAGCGGAUUUUCUAACAAAGGGGGUGAUACAACAUGGUACAGCGAUGACUCUCCAUUUGUAUUCGCUGCUCCAGGUCCAUUACUACGAAAUAUGACUAAUGAAGUGGUCUUUCCAUCAGCGCCUUGGCAUCUAACGUUGGGUAAUUCCCAAACUUUCCAUACUGCCGAAGAACGAGAAGAAAGGCGGAGAGUAUGGUGGACUUUAUAUAUUCUGGAUCGUCAUCUCGCACUCUCUUUCAACAGUCCUCUUGUCAUCCGUGAAGUGGAUUGCGAGGGGAUGCUCUUUCCAGACCUAGAUGUUCGCUGGCAGACACCAGAAGUCUACUCCGAGAAUGAGAGAGCGCUUACUGGAUUGCAGCAAUGGAGCAACUCUCAAGGCGCGCACAAAGUCUUCAGCGUACAGGAACUUACUCAAGGAACUUUUGCAUUCUUUAUUCCGUUAAUGUCGAUCUUGGGCCAGAUAAUCGACUUUCAACAUGCUAGAGGGCACCCUCAUCUGGGAAAGAUAUACCGAGGAGAUGAUAUUCAAAGUCGCUUCAUUCAGGAAGUGAGCCAGCAAUUGGAAACGUACCGGCAUAGUUUGAACGAGCUCACCAACAAGCACUCCGGUACUUACGGCGAAAAUGAGAUAUCUGAGGGAAGUUCGGACGUCAGAUUCUCUUCAAACAUUCCCGAGCGACUAGAGGAACACCAUGCACAGCAUGAGUCCGACUUCGACCUCCAAAAACAUACCGUCGCCGCCUACGGCAACUUCUUUGUGCACGUGAUGUACAUUCUUCUCCACGGAAGAUGGGAUCUCAUUUCUCUCUUCGAGGACGAGGACAGCUCGUGGAUAUCUCAGCCGUCGUUCUUCCAAACUUUAAACCAUGUCAUUGCCGCUGCUAAUGCCCUGGACAACAUUCUCGAGUUUGACUUGGAUUUCAGUUUCAAUCCUUAUCUGUUGGGAAUUUACCUCUUACAAGGUAGUUUCAUACCUUUCGUUGUUGCUGCAAGGUGUCAAAGGACCACUAGUCCAGAGGUGUUGAAAGCGUGUGAGAGCUUUGUUCGGGCCCAUGAGAUCUGCGUUGUCACUCUCCAUACGGACUACCAGGGGAAGUACCGAAAGCUCAUGCGUUCCACAAUUGCGAUGGCAAAGGGCCGCAAUAGUAAGUUAUCCGAGGACGAAAUGAAGCGCCAGCGAGAGGUUUUGGCAUUGUAUCGUUGGGCUGGGAAUGGCAUGGGACUUGGAGUUUGAUGAGAAACUCAAAAGGGGCGAGGUGUUUUAGUGGGCAAAUUAAUAAUUAAUACCUAUAAUCAACGUUUUAUUAUCGCCC